Molecule: messenger RNA, 987 nt
Organism: Hemibagrus wyckioides
Lineage: Eukaryota; Metazoa; Chordata; Actinopteri; Siluriformes; Bagridae
Gene: id1
Product: inhibitor of DNA binding 1, HLH protein
Exons: 2
Coding region: 88-471 (127 amino acids)
Biological process (GO): negative regulation of transcription by RNA polymerase II; cell differentiation; circadian regulation of gene expression
Cellular component (GO): cytoplasm; nucleus
Molecular function (GO): transcription regulator activity; protein dimerization activity
Source: RefSeq, a predicted model, not a curated record
GCGUAAAGCAGCAUGUGACGAGCUGUCAUCCGAGAAGAAACUCUUCCACUCCUGAAUCGAAAGGACUUUAAAAGCUAAACAGCGAGAAUGAAAGUUGUUGGAUCUACAUGCGCUCUGAAGAGCAAGGUCGGCGGAGACGAGGUGGUCCGCUGCCUGUCGGAUCAGAGCCUGAGCAUCUCCAAGUGCAAGCUGCCGCUGCUGGAUGAGCACAUGAGCGUCUUCCUGCAGGACAUGAACAGCUGCUACAGCAAGCUCAAGGAGCUGGUGCCCACGCUGCCUGCCAACAAGAAGGCUAGCAAGGUGGAGAUCCUCCAGCAUGUCAUCGACUACAUCUGGGAUCUUCAGGUGGAGUUGAACGAGCCAGGAAAGAAGAGCUCGUCUCCGCGCAGUCCCCUUACUACUCUUAACUCGGAGCUUGCCAGCAUCUCUGUCGAGAAUGGCUGCUCUGAUGACAGGAUUGCGUGCCGUUAAGGAAGAAAGACGCACGAGACACCUCCGGGUAUCCACUGGUGCACGUGAGAGCAUCCCUGACCAAGAAACAACCAGAGUGCUGUUUCACCCUGAACUGUUUGUGGUGUACGGUGAUUCACCGGGUGUCCAGCAAUGUACUGUGGUCAAAUCUAUGAGGACAUUCCUCGGUCAAAUCUAAUCAGAAAUAUGUGAUGAUGAAGAUCAUAGAUUCGUCAUACUUCAUGUGGGGUGCAACUUCAGCACAGAUGGCUGUCUGCUGUGGAAUCCACGGCACCGUCAACAACACGCAGCCAGCCCACUGAUCUGUUGAUGUUAUUUUCUUUUGUAUUCUUUAGAGUUUCUCUCUCCCAAUGCUUUUAUAUGACCUUUAGAAAGUUUUAUAUUGUGUUUUAUAAAGCGUUGAUUUCUCAGAUUGCUGAGCAAAAAAAGAAUGUAUUGUAUAUUACAAUGAACGUCUUAUUGUGUUUUUUACAAUGUAUACCUGAUGUUUUUUUAUUAAAACGACAAAAAACCUUA